Fusarium vanettenii 77-13-4 is the source of this 3561-nucleotide messenger RNA. RefSeq lists its product as uncharacterized. The record is from RefSeq and is a predicted model, not a curated record. Gene Ontology annotation, biological process: protein phosphorylation. The transcript is spliced from 6 exons. Bases 1 to 3561 code for a protein of 1186 amino acids. Gene Ontology annotation, molecular function: protein serine/threonine kinase activity; ATP binding. NCBI's taxonomy places the organism in Eukaryota, Fungi, Ascomycota, Sordariomycetes, Hypocreales, Nectriaceae.
AUGGAGGCCGUCUCGCUGGCAGCAAAUAUCAUUCAAUUCAUCGUUUUCGCCAAGGAAUGCUACGUCAUAAUUGGAGAAAUCCGAGCAUCAACAAAGGGCCUGACGAAGAAGGAUGAAGAGUCACUCAACUCGACGUCUCGGGGUGAAGAAAUACUUGGAUUAAUUUCGGCCGGCAUGAGCUCCUUGGAGGGCGAGCUGACAACAACUGAACAGCAGAUACGCGAUAUCGCUGGAAGGUGUCAGGGAAUGGCAAGCGACCUACGAGAAGACAUCGCGAGUGGAUCCGUCAAAGACCGCUCCAACUUGUUGGAAUUGGCAUCGACCCUUGUCAAGAGAAAACGUAAGAGGGACGAGGUAGACAGGAAGCUAGCCGAGUGGGAAGAGUUAAGGAAGCACCUUUUCCGACUACUCAUCAUCCACAUCAGCCAACAACAAAGCGGUGUGAAGCUCGCCCUUGCGAAACUCGUGGAGCAGACUCGCCAGCUUAGUAUUGCACACUCCAACGAUCUCGAUCAGAUGAAAUCAGACAUCUUGGAUGCGAUUUCAAAGGAAUCAGAGUCUCAAGAAGCUGCACUAGAUGUCAGCACCAAGCUCUUCGAGUGGACAAAAAGAGUCUACUCAUUGAAAAAGGAGCAGGUCAUUCUUCAAAGCCUCCGGUUCGACGAGAUGGUGCAUCGAAGAGAUGGCAUAGUCGAAGCCCAGCCACGCACAUUCGAAUGGGUAGAGAAACCUCAGCUCAGCUUUCUGGAGUGGCUCUCUAAGGACGAUAGUGCACAUCACACCAAGACGCAUCAGAAGCUGGUCCAAUGGGCUGCACCGAACAUUCUUGUCAAGGCUAGCUUCUACUUUUGGUUCUCUGGUACUCCUCUUCAAAAGUCCCAAGAGGGCUUACUGCGAUCCCUGCUGUUCCAGAUCCUUCGGCAGUGCCCUUCUCUGAUACGCACAGUCUGCAAGUCGAGAUGGUCUUCGGAUUUGGGUAUUCCAUGGACGCGUUCUUCUUUCUCACCCGAUGGUCUUGAUGAAUAUCAGGACUAUGCUGGUAGGCGAGGCAGCCAAGAGGGCGGCGUUUCUGCGCACGUCAGAGACAUCAUUGAAGUUAUCAAUUUUCUCGCAAGUCUUCAGGACAUCAAACUCUGUGUCUCACGCAGGCCAUGGCCAGCUUUUGAGAACGCUUUUGGCCAUGCCUCCCACCGAAAGUUGUGCGUUCAUGAUGAGAAUCGCGAGGAUAUCCGUCGCUACAUUCAAGAACAAUUCACGAGUAGCCCAGCCUACCAGAAGUCAUUGAUUUCCACAAAAGACCUUGGAAACCUGUCUAGCUUGAUUGUUCAGGACUCUCGCGGUGCCUUCUCAUGGGUGGCUCUUGUUGUGGAGAGCUUAUUGCAAGGACUGGAAAACCGUGAUCGGGUUGAUGAACUUCGUCAAAGAUUCGAAGAAACCCCCAAGACGCUCCAUGCCAUGUUUGAUCGGAUUCUCGGCUCAGUGGAGGAGAGAUAUCACGAACAGGCUGCUCAAAUACUCCAGGUGGCAUCCCAUGCUCGAGCAACAUUGCCCGUGGCCGUCUAUUCGUUCAUUGGCAAUGGCGAUCUGUCGUUCACAGAUGACCCCAAGCCAUGGGACGAGAAUGAGUGCCUCCACAUAUCAGAGGAUACGGAGAGCCGCCUCAAGGUCCGAUGCCCAGAUCUCAUCAAGAUCAAGGGCACCCCAAGCGCCAUGAAAACAGCUCAGCAGAUGACGGGGCACCAGGUAGAGUUCUUACACCGGACGGUUAAGGACUUUUUAUCAUUGGAGGAGACUCAAAAGAUGUUGCGAGAUCGCAUCAAGGAGCCUUUUGAUCCCAUGGAGUUCACCAGCAAAGCCCUCUUGGCUCACAUCAGGGGGGCUAAAAAUUCUGGACACAAAGCCUGGACACUCAGCGCCCGGGAGAUGUUCCAAUUGCUCGACGAAAUCACCUACUACUUGUCCGAGCUUGAGCAGCUAGCUGGUUCGCAGCUUGAGCAGAAAGCUCACCUGCAGCUUGAACUACUCGACAAGCUUCACGAGACAAUCACAAAGCAGACAGGAAACAGUGAUUUCCUCCUUAAUGGAGAUUCCUUUGUUGGCGUCAUUGCUCAAAGAGACAUGUAUCAUUACGUCCAGAAAAAUCUGCCACGGGCUUUACAUGGUCCAGGAGCGCCACUGCUCAAGAGUGUUCUGUUUCCGCGAUGGCAAAGGCCCCGGAUGCAGGCCGACGGCUUGCCUCACCCCUCGGUCAAAAUGGUGGAGCUACUCCUAAAACCAGGGGACAAAAGACGCGAGCUCUCAAAACAAGAGAAGACAGAGAUCUGGAAACAAUACAUGACGAGGAUAUAUAAAGCACGGGAGGAGCUGAAGAGUAACCCGGAGCUCAAAGAGACACACAUCGAGAUCAUUCGAAUGCUCUUAGAGCACGGCGCCGACCACAAAAUUGAGUGCGUAGUUGGGCGAAAGGACCCAAGACCAACAGUCGCAAAGGCAAGAGGCAUCGGCUAUCUUGACAAGAUGAAGAUUCAGUCGAUCUUGGAGGAAGUGUUUGAACCGGGUGAGAGAAGGCAGGUCGGCACUGAGCAGCGAGAUCGGUCUGAGAUUGCUCGAAACACACAUCUCAACCUCAUAUUUCAACGCCGUGUCGUCAUUUUGUUGUUCCUGAAUCCUUCAGAUGAGGCCGGCCAUGCGCGACUGUGCCGAUUGCGGCAGAAACCUCCCUCGGUCGUCCUACACGGCCAACUAGUACUCCAAGGGUGUCGGUGUAUCGCGAUGUGCGAGUUGCGUCCACGGGCACCCGUCCGAUACUCCAUCUGCACAACAGUCCGACAGUGGCAGAUACAAUAUUUCCAACUCGGGUACUGUUUCAUAUCACGCGCUUCAAAACCCCUUUGCUCAAGGUGCCUUCCGCUGGGUAGCCAAGGGGGUCUACUCUUCAGGCACUCGCAAAGCCAAGCAUGCGUUUUGAAAUGGUUCAAGACGGGCGCAGUCUUUGAAGCAGACUACUUCACCCUAGACAUCAAAGCCGUCGACAAGGCCUUGGAUAUUGUCAACAGAUUUAACGAAUUAAACAUGAUCGACAAAGACAUCAAGAUCAAUGUACCUGGCGUUUGGCAAUUCAGCGACGAUAGUGACGACGAAUGGGCUGGCCAAAAGCAUUUGUGUGAACCCUUUAUCCAAAACUACCAAAAGUUCAACAGCAACAGUGGAUGGAAUGACGACUCGAGGGCUUGGGGGGAGGUCAUGCAAGCCCUUAGCCACUUUAGCUACCACGUGUCGGGUGGACAGUUUGUGCUAUGCGAUCUCCAGGGUGGCAUCUACCAGCACGAGAUUGUCCUCUCCGAUCCUGUUAUUCUGUCGCGCAAUCGUGACUACGGCGUCACCGAUCUUGGUUCCGAAGGUAUCAGCUCUUUCUUCAGCCAACACAGCUGCAACAACUACUGUCGGCCACACUGGACGCAACCUUCCAACCCGUAUCAGUACUUCGAGCCUGUCCUCGGGACAACUAUGAGUAGGCAUUCAGUGCCUACUGCAUAUUCCCGAUUCCCGGGAACUAGAUAA